Molecule: messenger RNA, 2957 nt
Organism: Bradysia coprophila
Lineage: Eukaryota; Metazoa; Arthropoda; Insecta; Diptera; Sciaridae
Source: RefSeq, a predicted model, not a curated record
ACAGUGCAUUAGAUCGACGUAUACCAGUGCUGGGCAUUCCUCAGAAAUUAUUUUACGUGGAUUGUGACGUUGCAGUUACUUGUGAGACACUUCUCGGUCAAUAUCAUCAGCUACCUAAUCAAUUUGGGCUUUUGAAAUUUCAACAAUUUCAACCGAAGUUACAAUGAGCGCUUCAUUUCGGAACAUAGUACAGCAGGUGACGCAAGAAAAAUUGGAGGAGCUAAAAGUUCAGAAAGAGCUCAGUACCAAUUAUUUCAAUCCUGUUUUAAAAGAAGUCGAUGAGCCAUCUAUUACACCAACGGUUGCGCUGCAAGUUCUAUACAAAGCGCUCAACGAAUAUCCAUUAAAAGACAUCAUUGACUCUACCUUACUAGAAAAUCUAAGGUACGUCCUGCAAAACACUAAAAACGAUCCUUCGAUCAGUUCCCAACUGGUUCUGGCAUGGGUGGAUAAAGUGAAACAGGAGAUCAAAUUUUCAUUGCGGAAAUGCGAGUACUCAUAUUUAUAUGGCUCGCUCUUAAGUGAAUGGUUAGAAACUGAGGAAUUGAAGAACUCUAAAAGUGAAACAACACCGGAAGUUGUAACAUCUCAAGAUCAGAAAAAUGCAAACGGAGAGGAAGCUGCGUCAAAUAGAAAAGUGGUAACAGAUAACAUAAAAGAGUUAAUGGUCAAUCAACCGUCCACUGGAUUUUCUACAGAAAAUUUUAAAAACUUUCUCUCAGCAGACGUGUUCAAUUUUGAAAAAAAUAUUGAAGGUCAGAACGUUAUGAAGGCGAUCCAGAAAGAGACCAGAGGUCAUUUCCAGCUCGAUCGUAUUGUUAUCUCGUCGUACGACGUGCAAUGUUGUAUAAAGGGACUGCGUUCAUCAGAUCUUUUGUCUUUGGAGAAGAAAACGGCCCUAAACGAGCUUCGUGAAAACACUGAAGCGCUGGCAGAAGUGGCAUCUCUAUUGACUAACAGGCUGAAGAACCUGAACCGCUGGAACUGGCCUUCGUCUAGUGAAUCAGUGGAAGUACGCCGUGGAAUAGCUGGAGUAUAAAUCAUAUUUUAAUGAAGAUAUCAUCACUGCACUCUUUUUGCAAUAUGUAGGUGUGCAAUGGGCCUCCUAUUUUAAGCGUCAGUUUUUCUCCAUUUAUCAAUCGAAAGCUUGGAUUAAAACCUUCUGUUUUGGUGAAUCCAUCGAGUCACAAAGACGAACUUUCUAUGAAAGUACAUUUUUGUCAACGCUUCCGGACUCCAUAUCGUCGCAGGAAAGCAAAUCUCAAGAUGAGUAUGUUCGACUUGAAUCCGAAGAGUAUAAUGAAAGGGAGUACGCACAGCUAAUACCAAUAGUGACACCCGAUCGUGAAGAAGCACGUAGGUAUAGUGCUAGUGCUAGUCGUUUUUCUAUGUCUCGAGGUGAUAUUCCAGUGACGACUCAUCACUAUCGUAAACCUACCAAAAUAUCGGCAACGAAAAUUGACUUUAAACAAGAAUUUCUUCAUACUCUCAGUACGGAAAUACGUUUAAGCCAAGCAAUUCACUCGGACAAACCACUUGUCAUUGUCCAAGCAGAUUUGGAAUCAUUCGGACCAUCCAUUGUUCAUGAUGCAGUUCUAACGGUCUUCGAGUAUUUCGGUGUGUCAUCGCAAUGGAUUCAAUUCUUUAAAAAGUUCCUUCAACCUAAAGUUAGUUUUGGUCAAGGGGAAGAACCGAAAGCAGUUGUUCGUGGGGUUCCAACGUCGCACGUCUUAUCUUCUCUGUUCGAAGAAACUCUUUUAUUCCUUCUUGAUUUUUACGUCAAUCAGAAAUGUGAUGGAAUGAGAAUCUAUCGAAUUGAUAAUGAAUUUUGGUAUUGGAGUGACAACACGACGAGUGUGAAAAAUGCGUGGGAUAUGAUGAAAGGGUAUGGCGAAGUGAUUGGACUAAAAAUAAAUGAAAAUCGUAGUGGUUCGGUCACCGUAUAUUCCGAUGAUGCAUUGUCACAAUUGGCAAAUUCAAUUGAAUCCACUGUCAGCGGUCCUUCACCACUACCUCAAAAGAACAUUCAUUGGGGUUACUUGCAACUAUACUCUAAUGGAACAUUCGUUAUUGAUAAGAAGGCCAUCAAAAUAUUUUUGGAGGAAAUGCAGGGUUUAUUGGACAAAUCGGAGUGCGUCUUAGAGUGGAUCAACAUCUUCAAUAAAUACUUGGAGUUCUUCAUCCGCAAUUUUGGUAAGUCGGCUUUAGUGUCAGGCAAACAACAUUUAGAUCAAAUCAACGACUCACUGAGGGUCAUCUACGAGGGUCUAUUCGGUUCCAAAGACGGAAAUCCUGUCGAAAAACUUAAAGAGCGAUUCGAAAAACUGAAGUCAGCCGACAUUGUUGAUGUUUGGGCGUACUGGCCUUUGGAAAGAGGAGGUUUAGGCUUAGUCAACCCCUUCAUUGGAAUUAUGUCACUUAGAGAGGCGUACGUGGACAUCAAUGAUGAGGACAACUUUUCGAAACUACCUUUGCAAGAUAAAGAUUUGUGGGAAGAGAUGAAAAAAGAACACGAAAGGCGAUACGGAAUUCCCGGUAAUUCCGGUCCAGCAAUUAAUUCAUAUCCUCCUCGCGAAAUUCCGCUUCUACCCACGUGGACUGAAUACAUUGCGAAAAGAGAAACUGAGUUGAGCCAUUGGUACUACAGAUAUCUUCGCCUAUUGGAACGUCCUGCACCAAAAACACCGACAGUGUCUGACAAAUUCUGGAAAUUGGAUGCACCGAUUCCGGAAGGAGAAUACGAGAAAAGUUACAUGAUGUGGCUGUUUAGCUAUUAUGAAACCCAGUUGACUCUUCACUUCGGUAGUGUGAAGUUCAUUAAUUCGAAAUUGCUUCCGAUGAGUAUGAUUGCAAAUAUUCAAAAAACGAAGGUGCAACACUAAGUCUUAUGCUGAUUUAUUAUUGGAACCGUUUCGCUUGUUAAUCUUCCAUUAAAUAUAUUACAUUGAACACUUAAA